UCUUUCUUUCUAGUGCAAUACAUGGACCCAUGUAACAAGACAAGAGUUUCAGAAUUUCUUCUUCUGGGAAUUUUAGAAGACAAAGACCUGCAACAUCUUACUUAUGGUCUUUUCCUCUCCAUGUACCUGGUCACUGUCUUUGGGAACAUGUUAAUUAUCCUGGCCAUCUUCUCAGACCUCCGUCUACACACGCCCAUGUACUUCUUCCUUUCCAACCUGUCUUUUGUGGAUAUUUGUUUCAUUUCAACUACUGUCCCAAAGGCGCUGGUGAACAUCCAGACCCAAAGCAAGGUCAUCACCUAUGCAGGAUGCAUCACCCAGAUAUAUUUUUUCCUGCUUUUUGUAGAACUGGACAAUUUCUUACUGACUAUCAUGGCCUAUGACCGUUACGUGGCCAUCUGUCACCCCAUGCACUACACGGUAAUCAUGAACUAUCAGCUCUGUGGAUUGCUGGUUCUAGUGUCUUGGAUUGUAAGUGUUCUGCAUGCCGUGUUUCAAGGCUUAAUGAUGCUGCAGCUGUCCUUUGGCACACAGCUGGAAAUCCCACACUACUUCUGUGAACCUAAUCAGGUGGUCCAGCUCACUUGUUCUGACUCUUUUCUUAAUGAGCUGGUGAUGUAUUUUACACUUGUGCUGUUGGCUACUGUUCCUCUUGCUGGUAUCUUCUAUUCUUACUCCAAGAUAGUGUCCUCCAUACGUGCAAUCUCCUCAGCUCAAGGGAAGUACAAAGCAUUCUCCACCUGUGCAUCUCACCUCUCGGUUGUCUCUUUAUUUUACUGCACAGGCCUAGGAGUUUACCUCAGUUCAGCUGCAAACCACAGCUCACAAGCAAGUUCAACAGCCUCGGUUUUGUACACUAUGGUCACCCCCAUGCUGAACCCCUUCAUCUACAGUCUUAGGAAUAAAGAUGUUAAGAGUGCCCUGAAAAAACUCUUUGGGAGGAAGUUAUAA
Molecule: messenger RNA, 951 nt
Organism: Alexandromys fortis (reed vole)
Lineage: Eukaryota; Metazoa; Chordata; Mammalia; Rodentia; Cricetidae
Product: olfactory receptor 1078-like
Exons: 1
Coding region: 22-951 (309 amino acids)
Biological process (GO): G protein-coupled receptor signaling pathway
Cellular component (GO): plasma membrane
Molecular function (GO): olfactory receptor activity; G protein-coupled receptor activity
Source: RefSeq, a predicted model, not a curated record